Drosophila obscura is the source of this 5146-nucleotide messenger RNA. RefSeq names its product dorsal-ventral patterning protein Sog (gene sog). The transcript has 6 exons. Lineage: Eukaryota; Metazoa; Arthropoda; Insecta; Diptera; Drosophilidae. The record is from RefSeq and is a predicted model, not a curated record. Gene Ontology annotation, molecular function: protein binding. The coding region runs from base 1139 to 4378 and encodes 1079 amino acids.
GUGGACAUUAUUUAACCAAACGUUCGCAACCGCACAGCACAACCAGCCAAACAUAGGGACUUACACGGCAAUAAUCGUGAACGAACGCACCUCACACAGAUACAGACACAGAGAGACAGAUAGAGAGAGAGAGAGCGAGAGAGCUUGUAGCGAGAGCCGCCACGCAGCAGCCACCGCUCUGCCAACAAUAUACACGGCAGUGCACACCGCGAACUAUCUAGUAGAUAAAAAGUCGCCGACUUGCCGACAACUGAAACUGAAAUAACGCUAGGCCCAAGCCCAAGCGAAAAGCGAUCCGCAUCGUGCCAAAAACAGCACUGCGGGGAAACCGCUCCAAAAACCAGCAACAACAACAGAAACACAGACAGAGCCGCAACCCAACCCAUCCGAUACGAUCCAAACCGAUCCAUUUGGAUCCGAUCCGCGCUGAGCUUUGGUACGUUCCGUUUCGAUUACACUCUGUAACAACCGUACGUACCAAACCGUACAGAUCUAAAAGCUUCUAUGGUCUGAAAAGUGAGCGAAAGAGUUUCUGUAUCGAAAGUAUCUAUAUCACUAAAACACACACUGGAAAAAGUCUCGAAACAUUGAAAACACAAAAUCGAAAAAACACAAAAAACCAAAAUUUAUACAACAAACAAAAAAACAAAAUCAAAUAAAUCAAAAUCGGCGCGCGAACCUCGCAUGUGUUAUCUAAUCGGCCAGAGAAAUAUAUAGUAGGACAAAAACAAAAGCCAAAGAACACAACAAAAAAUCAAAAGCUAAAAGAAAAGAAGCGAAGGAAAAGAAAGAGAAAAAUAAUCAAGUAGAAGUGAUCGAUUGCGCUACGCAAAAAGUCUAUAUCAACACAGUUGUCGACUCACCCUCCGCACCGCACAGUAACGUGCCGCAACACGGCAUCCCACACCGCAGAAAACCCACCGCAAGGCCUUUCAUCCACCAAUCCAUCCCCCCUGGGAGUAAAGAGAAGAGAGUAAUGUGUGUGUGACCUUUGUUUUAUUUAUUUUUUAUUGUGUAUGGUUUUAUUAAAAAACGUGCUUAAAAACACAGUAUCCGAAAGAAUACAUACUAAAUACAAAAAUACAGUAUCCGCAAAUAAUCAACGAACGAAUCAUCCCAAAAAUCGACAGCCGGAGAAAUGGCCAACAAGCAGAAGCCAAGUGUUAGUGACAGUGGCAGCAGCAGGGGUGGCGUGGCCUGGACGACAGCAACGGGCACAGUGCCGAAUUUGGAAAGCAGCAACAGCCGGAAGAGCACCACAGACUCCACAUCCACCUCAAACUCCACCUCCCGCAACAGCAGCAGAAACAGUAGUGACUCUGCAACACAGAGCUGGUCCAUGGGCCGGCUGAGCCAUCAGUUCCGCCACCUGCUCAUCGUGGGACUGCUGCUGUGCCUCUCUGGCGGCUUGGUGGAUGGGCGACGUCAAGCCCCGCUCAUGUUCGAGGAGUCCGACACGGGCAGGCGAUCCAAUCGACCAGCGGUUACCGAAUGUCAGUUUGGCAAAGUUCUCCGUGAAUUGGGGUCGACCUGGUAUGCGGAUCUCGGACCACCCUUUGGGGUGAUGUAUUGCAUCAAAUGCGAAUGUGUGGCGAUACCCAAGAAGCGCCGCAUCGUUGCACGCGUCCAGUGUAGGAACAUUAAGAACGAGUGCCCGCCGGCCAAGUGCGACGAUCCCAUCUCGCUGCCCGGCAAAUGCUGCAAGACCUGUCCCGGUGAUCGCAAUGAUACGGAUGUGGCCUUGGAUGUGCCAGUGCCCAACGAGGAGGAGGAACGCAACAUGAAACAUUACGCUGCGCUGCUGACGGGCCGUACAUCGUAUUUCCUCAAGGGCGAGGAAAUGAAGUCCAUGUACACCACCUACAAUCCGCACAACAUUGUUGCCACCGCCCGUUUCCUGUUCCACAAGAAGAACCUCUACUACUCUUUCUACACAUCGUCGCGCAUCGGCCGCCCGCGUGCCAUUCAGUUUGUGGACGAUGCUGGCGUCAUACUCGAGGAGCAUCAGCUGGAGACGACCCUCACGGGCACCCUCAGUGUCUAUCAGAACGCCACUGGAAAGAUCUGCGGCGUGUGGCGCCGUGUGCCCAGGGACUACAAGCGCAUCCUGCGCGACGACCGGCUACAUGUGGUACUACUGUGGGGCAACAAGCACCAGUCGGAACUAGCCCUGGCCGGGAAGAUAGCGAAGUACACGGCCCUGCAGACGGAGCUGUUCAGCUCGCUGCUGGAGCCGCCCCAGAGCCUACCCGGCAACAAGUUCGAUUCCAUGCUGGCCGGAGCCGGUGGCACGGCCAUUGUCUCGACCAGCAGCGGGGCGGCCUCCUCCAUGCACCUGACCCUGGUCUUCAACGGCAUCUUCGGAGCGGAGGAGUUCGCGGACGCCGCUCUCAGCGUGAAGAUCGAGCUGCCAGAGCGCAAGGAGCUCAUCUUCGAUGAGGUGCCACGGGUACGAAAGCCUUCGGCCGAGAUCAAUGUGCUAGAGCUCUCCUCGCCCAUCUCCAUUCAGAGCCUGCGCCUCAUGUCCCGCGGCAAGCUGCUGCUCACCGUCGAGUCUAAAAAGUACCCACAGCUGCGCAUCCAAGGCCACAUUGUGACGCGGGCCAGUUGCGAGAUCUUCCAGACACUGCUGGCGCCACACAACGGCGAACCCGAAACCCGGAGCAGCGGGCUGGCCUGGGUCUACCUCAACACGGACGGAUCGCUGGCCUACAACAUCGAGACGGACCACGUGAACACCCGCGACCGGCCGAACAUCAGUCUGGUGGAGGAGCAGGGCAAGCGCAAGGCCAAGCUGGAGGAUCUAACGCCCAGCUUCAACUUUAACCAGGCCAUUGGCAGCGUGGAGAAGCUCGGUCCCAAGGUGCUCGAGUCCCUCUACGCUGGAGAGCUUGGCGUCAACGUAGGCACUGAGCACGAGAUCAGCCUCAUCCGCGGGCGCCUGGUACCGCGGCCCGUGGCCGAUGCCCGCGACUCCGCCGAGCCCAUUCUGCUGAAGCGUCAGGAGCACUCUGGGCUGGCAACCAGCAACAAUCAGUCUGGCCAUGCCAUGGGCAUGGCCUGGAUGUCCAUCGACAAUGAGUGCAAUCUGCACUACGAGCUGACGCUGAGUGGAGUGCCGCCGCAGGAUUUGCAGUUGUAUCUGGAGGAGAAGCCGAUCGAGGCUAUCGGCGCACCGGUGACACGCAAGCUGCUCGAGGAGUUCAACGGCUCCUACUUGGAAGGCUUCUUCCUGAGCAUGCCCUCCGCGGAGCUGAUCAAGCUGGAGAUGAGCGUCUGCUACCUAGAGCUGCACUCCAAGCACUCCAAGCAGCUCCUGCUGCGCGGCAAGCUCAAGAGCACCAAGGUGCCCGCCCACUGCUUCCCCGUCUAUACCGACAACAACGUGCCCGUGCCCGGAGACCACAACGACAACCAUCUAAUCAACGCGGAGACCAAGUGCUUCCACUCUGGCCGCUUCUACAACGAAUCCGAGCAGUGGCGCAGUGCCCAGGACGCCUGCCAGAUGUGCGCCUGCCUGCGGGGACAGUCCAACUGCGAGGUGAUCAAGUGCCCGACUCUCAAAUGCCGCCCCUCGGAGCAGCUGCUUCAGCGUGAGGGCGAAUGCUGUCCAAGCUGCGUGCUUAAGCGGGAGACAACUGCCGCCGCCUCGGAUUGGACACAGUCCCAGGGAUCAUUCCCCUCCGCCUCAUCCUCGCCUGCGGUUAAUGGCAGCGAUGAGCUGCUGCAGCAGCAGCGACGCGGCUGCCGGCUAGGUGACCAGUUCCAUGCUGCAGGCGCCAGCUGGCAUCCGUUCCUGCCUCCCAAUGGCUUCGACACCUGCACCACCUGCAGCUGUGACCCACUGACGCUGGAGAUCCGCUGUCCGCGGCUCGUGUGCCCACCGCUGCAGUGCAGCGAGAAGCUGGCAUACCGCCCGGACAAGAAGGCCUGCUGCAAGGUCUGUCCUGAGGGCAAGCAGAGCAGCCCAGCCGGUGGCAAGAUCGCCCCAAACAAUCCCAAUGUGCUGCAAGACCAGGCCAUGCAGCGAUCCCCGCAGCACAGUGCCGAGGAUGUCCUGGCCGCUGGCGGCUGCAAGGUGGUCAAUAAGGUCUACGAAAACGGACAGGAGUGGCAUCCUAUUCUAAUGUCGCACGGCGAGCAGAAGUGCAUCAAGUGCCGUUGCAAGGAUUCCAAGGUGAACUGCGAUCGGAAGCGCUGCUCACGAUCCACUUGCCAGCAGCAGACGCGGGUUUCUAGCAAGCGGCGCCUCUUCGAGAAGCUCGACUCAGCCCCGGCUAUGGACGAGUGCUGUUCAACGCAAUGCCGCCGCUCGAGGCGCCAUCACAAGCGGCAACCGCACCACCAGCAGCGCUCUAAUGCCGCCUCCAGCAGUUGAGCGCGGAUCCGCCGUGAGCAGCCGUGAGCAGCCGGGAAGCAGCGGGAAAGCGAAGGAUUCUUGGGCCACACACACACUCAGUGCGGUGUGUGCAGGGCCAGAGACACCUAUAUACACACAUACAAUUCACAUAUACCCAGAUAAACACACCACACACACACGUAUACACACACACACACACACACACACAUGCGGGGUUGCAUAGAUCGUUGUUGUUUUGUGGCAACAAUGGAAACUUGUAUUAUAUAAACAAAUGAGAGGGCAGAAAGAGCAGGAGGAGCGAGAAUGAUCCCCAGAAUGGACAUACACCCUUCAAAAGAUCCUCAAAGAGAGAGAGAGAGAAGAGAAUCCUCUCAUACAGAAGGAGAGCUUGGAAGAGAGCAAGAGAUAGAGAGACAGACAGAAAGAGAAACCAGUGCAGUUUUGCUUUAAAAUUCAACAGGGCAGAAUUUUUCUUUGAAAAGCAUUUUCCGAAUUUCUUUAACCAACCCACCCACCCUUUCCCAUCCUGAAAAACAAUGAUUAAAAUUCAAUUUUAAUUUAUUACCAAAACGAAUUAAAGAAGAUAAUUCGAUUGAAAAUGAAACUGUACUGAGUUUUAGAAAAACAGUAAAUUCGUGGAAUUAAAGUCCACAAAGAAAAAGGAUAGCAGGAAAGAAAAAUAUUCAAUAUUUCAAUUUAUUUAAAUACUAAUUUAAAUUUAAAUUUGAAAUGCAGAAAGAGUAAAAAAUACAACAGUUUGUGGGAAUAUUUAAUGAAAGCUAAUUA